CCGCAUUGGCUGGCAAGAUACCGAACAGGGCUCGUGGGAAGUGCACUAUCAAUAAGCUGAUAAUUGAGGAGGCCUACUUCGGAUAUCCACCAGAUGGCGCUCAAUAUCAUAAUUUUGCAGAUGCCCCAUUGCACCACGGAUCCGCAUACGCUUUCCUCACUACCUCGCCCCUCUAUUGACAUCCUUUACAUUCAACUCCUCCUGCCAGCCCGCAUUGUAGCACAUCCACGACCGAGGAAACCCAUCCCCAGCGUUUCUGCACUUAAGAGCCAUGUCAACUACAUCAGAAUCCCAGUUUGCGGACCAAAGUGCGUUCGAGUAUGAUUAUUACACACUACAGACGACAGGUGUCAUCCUCGGAUUCGUCAUGUUCGUGGCCGGGAUUCUUAUAGCUCUGACCCUGUGGAAGCAACCCCGGUACCCAAGACAGAAGUGCCUCCUCAGACUGUGUGAGAGAAGCUGUGCGCGUCAGCACUGGAGGGAGCUGUUGCAGGAGCUGAUUAUGGGAAAUCUAAAUUACACUGAGUGCAUGGCAACCAGCAUCUCCACAAUGUGUGGCCCUCUUUUCCAGGUUCAUUUUUCCAAAAGAAUGCAUCCGUUUGUAUAUAGCACAGUAACCUGGUCGAUAUAGCACUGGUAUCUUGCAUCUGUACUGGUGUGGUGGAUUUUCAGGUUGGUCAUUUUCUGACUCUAGGAUUGAAGAUGAUAGAAAGAAAUGUAGCAAUUGGACUUCUUUGUUGAUAUUUCUCUUGAAUAUUACUGGUCUCCAAAUGCUCGAAAUGUGGUCAUGGCCAUUUGUUUCAAAGAUGUGUUAUGUGCCCUGGAGUUCUCACCUCAGCAUUUAUAUUAUAUAAUCAGUACAAAAAAGGAUGGGUGGAGGGGGACAGAAAAGAGGAAGUCAAAUGGUGUGAGUCCUCGGAGGGGAUUUCUCAUCCUCCAUUUCCCUAUUCAUAACUGCAUGACGACAUCUGGCUAAAUUGCUGUAAAAUAAUAGACAAUUUUGCAAACAGCUUUCCCCCAACUUACAGUAUAACGUAUGCUACCAAGGAAUACUUUUGUUUAUCUUCCUUUGUGAAGGGCAGUUGAAAGAGGGGUUUAACAUUUUCACAGUGCAGAAGACUGGAAGAUUCCUUUAUGUUUGAAAGCAUUCAGUCAGCGUAGGCUACACAUGUUAAGUUAUCUUUGUUUGUCAAAAGUUUACCUCUAUUACAUUCACAAAGAGAAGGUUGAUACUCCUUUGUUAUUUAAAGAUGAAAUAUACAAAAUUCUGUUUGCAAUGAUCAACUGUGUUAUUGUGAGAAUAGCAAAUUAUUCUGUUUUGUUAUGUAAUGACUGACAUUAAAAACCCUACACAUUAUCACAGAAUUAUAAAAAGAGCUUUUGCAGUAAAUGAGAUGCUGCUCACAGACUGUUUUCACCGAUAUAACUUGUCGUGUGACUGGAAUAUGUGUAUAAAUAUGUCUAAAAUGAAUUACAAAAUCUAGAUACAACCA
This is a messenger RNA of Clupea harengus (Atlantic herring), 1493 nucleotides long. It is a transcript of the gene fxyd7, whose product is annotated as FXYD domain containing ion transport regulator 7. Gene Ontology annotation, molecular function: sodium channel regulator activity. Gene Ontology annotation, cellular component: membrane. Gene Ontology annotation, biological process: regulation of sodium ion transmembrane transporter activity. Lineage: Eukaryota; Metazoa; Chordata; Actinopteri; Clupeiformes; Clupeidae. The record is from RefSeq and is a predicted model, not a curated record.